AGAAAACAGGGGGUGUUUAUGUAAAUUAAUAUAUCUAAACAUUUGUUUAUAAAUAAAAAAGCAUCAGCUAGGGUUUUAGCCAUUUAGGAGGUUAGCAGCAGCCAGCCACAGCAUUCGCCGCACGGCAUCAGUCUCAGCAGGCGGGGAAGAAUGUCUCACAGGAAGUUUGAACACCCAAGGCAUGGCUCCCUUGGAUUUCUUCCGAGGAAGCGAGCUUCUCGUCACAGAGGGAAAGUGAAGGCUUUUCCUAAGGAUGACCCAAGCAAACCUUGCAAGCUCACUGCCUUUUUGGGCUACAAGGCAGGCAUGACACACAUUGUCCGAGAGGUCGAAAAACCUGGAUCUAAGCUUCACAAGAAAGAGACAUGUGAAGCUGUUACGAUCGUUGAAACCCCUCCUAUGGUGAUUGUUGGGGUUGUUGGUUAUGUCAAGACACCACGUGGUCUUCGCAGCUUGAACACCGUUUGGGCUCAGCAUCUGAGUGAGGAAGUCAAACGUAGGUUCUACAAGCAUUGGUGCAAGUCCAAGAAGAAGGCUUUCACCAAGUACUCAAAGCGGUACGAGAGUGAAGAAGGGAAGAAGAGUAUCGAGGCUCAGCUGGAAAAGAUCAAGAAAUAUGCCACUGUUGUUAGGGUUUUGGCCCACACACAGAUCAGGAAAAUGAAGGGAUUGAAGCAGAAGAAAGCACACCUAAUGGAGAUCCAAGUUAAUGGUGGAACUAUUGCAGACAAGGUUGAUUUUGCUUACAAGUUCUUUGAGAAGCAAGUUCCGAUCGAUGCUGUUUUCCAGAAGGAUGAAAUGAUUGAUAUCAUCGGUGUCACUAAGGGUAAAGGUUAUGAAGGUGUUGUGACUCGUUGGGGUGUCACACGUCUGCCCCGUAAGACCCACAGAGGUUUGCGUAAGGUUGCUUGUAUCGGUGCCUGGCAUCCUGCUAGAGUCUCCUUUACAGUUGCUAGGGCAGGUCAGAAUGGAUACCAUCAUCGUACUGAGAUGAACAAGAAGGUUUACCGGGUUGGCAAGGUUGGUGACGAGACCCACUCUGCUAUUACCGACUAUGACAGGACUGAGAAAGAUAUCACUCCAAUUGGUGGCUUCCCUCACUAUGGUGUUGUGAAGAGUGAUUAUCUGAUGAUCAAAGGUGGCUGUGUUGGACCUAAGAAGAGGGUGGUUACACUCCGCCAGUCUUUGAUUAACCAGACAUCUCGUGUAGCUCUAGAGGAAAUCAAGCUGAAGUUCAUCGACACCUCAUCAAAAUUCGGGCACGGACGUUUCCAGACUACACAGGAAAAACAGAAAUUCUAUGGUCGGCUCAAGGCAUAAAUCUGCAAAUUGGUCAGGAAUUUCCGGCUAUCGUAUGUUUAGGUUUUGUUAUUCUCUGAGCUUAGUUUAUGUUGAUUCUCUAUUAUGUUUUGAAAUGCAUUGGUUGGAUUAAUUUUGUUUUAUCAACUCUUUUUGAAUGUGUGGACAACUGGGGUUUUGGUCCAGUUAGAAAACCAAUUAUACCCAAUGUUUUACUUUUUAACAGAUUUUUCCUUUCGAUUUGAUUAA
Gossypium raimondii (Peruvian cotton) is the source of this 1548-nucleotide messenger RNA. RefSeq names its product 60S ribosomal protein L3. Gene Ontology annotation, cellular component: ribosome; cytosolic large ribosomal subunit. Bases 151 to 1320 code for a protein of 389 amino acids. Gene Ontology annotation, biological process: ribosomal large subunit assembly; translation. The record is from RefSeq and is a predicted model, not a curated record. NCBI's taxonomy places the organism in Eukaryota, Viridiplantae, Streptophyta, Magnoliopsida, Malvales, Malvaceae. The transcript is spliced from 6 exons. Gene Ontology annotation, molecular function: RNA binding; structural constituent of ribosome.